AAAUGAUGCUGCAUAGAGCAGUGAUUUUUCAAAGUGAUGAAAACAUUACUUUUGUAAUGUCACAGAGUGUAAUCGAACUUUUUUUUGUUUCUAUUUUAGAAACAUCAAAUUGGAAUAACGAAGCAGGGAACCAGUCACAGCAGACAUCAAUAACUGAUGAAGGACCGCUCUGCUCAGAUGUUCAGGAUGGCAGUGGCUCCCUGCCGGAUAAGGCGCCACAUCCCACUGUCUCCCUUGUGGACACUAUCUGUUGCAACUGUUGCAAAGAAGUGAAUAAAGGUUCCUCAAAAUACCAGAUAAAUGCAGAGGUUUUCUGCUCAGUGCCUUGUGUCAAAGAGAAACAUCCUCACAUCAAGUUUGUCUUUAAGAUGUGCUACAACUGCUUUAAUGUUAUAAAGAGACCACAAAACGUCAUCCUGGCUCCAGUGGACAACUCGGGAGUGUUGAUGGAGUUGUGCAGCAACGAGUGUCUUAGUGCUGUCAAAACCAAAAAGAAGAUGGCUGCCGUGAAGCCCCAGUCACAACAGGGGCCGUGUUCCCUUUGCAAGAUGUGUUCCAAGUACCGCUAUUGUAAGCAUCAGCGAACCAUUGGCAACGAGGUCCACAAGUUCUGCAGCCAGUCCUGCUUAACCAUCUACCACAGAGUCAACAAGCUUCCGUUUUCCAUGUGCGACGUAUGCGGCAACAUCUACCUGGACAAGGGGCUCACGGUGACGAUGGAGGGCUGCAGGAAAAACAUCUGUGGAGACAAAUGUCUCGUUAAGUUCAAAAAGGGAGUGCUGACGCCUCGUACUUGCCCAACGUGCCGUACGUCCCACUUGAUGUCAGACAUGAUUGAAAAUAAAGACUGUGAAGCUGAGUUGGAGUUCUUCUGCAGCCACAGAUGUCUGAUGGUGCACAAAGCCCAGACAAUCACCAUUUCAGACAUCAAGAGUUCUUCAUGCAACGAGGAAGAAGUGAAGCCGCCUCUGCUAAAUCUAAACUCUAAAGAUGCUGUGAUGGAUCCCGUUUCCCCUAAAAAGCAUGGAUUCAAGAUAAAAGAGGAGCAAAUUGAUGAGGACUACAAUGGAGACCUACCCACCUCCAUAUUUCUGCAGGACGUCAAAGAUGAGCCAGACGUGAAGAAG
Molecule: messenger RNA, 1127 nt
Organism: Oryzias melastigma (Indian medaka)
Lineage: Eukaryota; Metazoa; Chordata; Actinopteri; Beloniformes; Adrianichthyidae
Product: zinc finger MYM-type protein 4-like
Exons: 7
Source: RefSeq, a predicted model, not a curated record